CCACGAACAUUCAAGUGGGCAUACUUGAUUUCCCCUCCCACAUGCUUUCUCUUUCUCUCUCUCUCUCUCUCCACCCAUUAUAUCCAUAGAUAUUAUAUAGAGACUAGAUGCCAAAAAAGAGAGACUAGAUGCCCUGCGCACUGAGAAAUACGGCCGCCAUCUUAAACCGGCCGUACUCCUAGUUUCGUUGCGCGGAAGCAGUUAAGAUGCCAGAGCACUGUGGAGCAUUUUCCUGUACUAAUCGGCGGACCAUCGCAAAUAGGGCCCGGGGGAUUACUUUUCACAAGUUUCCCAAGGACAAAGAUGUGAGGAAGAAGUGGGAAGUGGCUUUGAGGAGAGAAGGAUUCCAUGCAAGUGAUUCAUCAGUGCUUUGCUCUCAACAUUUUAAGCAGGGUGAUUUUGAUAGGACGGGUCAGAUUGUCCGACUCCGAGAUGGUGUUAUUCCAUCCGUCUUCAGCUUCCCGGUUCACCUCCAAAGAUUGGAAAAGGGCAGGGCUACGUCUACCUCCAGAAGAGCUGAAGAAAGCCUGUCCAUGGCCUCUCAGGAUUCCCAGGAAACGGCAACCUCAAGCCCACAACCUCAGCCUAAUGAUGAUCAUGGCUAUGCCUUGCCUGCUUCUCCUACGACUCUUAAGACCAGGCUCAAUGAAGCCUUGGCAAGAGUGGAAAGUCUAGAGCAAGAGAAGAAUAAUUCCAGGGCCAGAGAAAAGAGGGCAAAAACCACAGUGAAGAGUCUUUUGGGGGAUUUGAGGGAAAAGAACCUCAUUAAUGAAGAGCUCAAAGAGAAGCUUGAAUUCUACUCUGAUCUUCAGAUAGACCUCAUGGCAAAGCAAGGCCACGAGUACACAAAGGACUACCGAGAGUUCCAUCUACAUGGUCCAAAGGCAUACAAAUACCUCAGAGAGACUCAACAUUUUCCCCUCCCACAUACAAUACAAAGCAUCAUAAGUAUGGCCUCACCCCAGCCAGGUAGCCCACCUACCACAGAGCAGUAUACACCACCACCUUCUGAGACUGAGCCUGGUAAAGAACAAGAUGACUUAUCAGAACAACCAACAAGAAGAGGCGGCAAAGGGAGACCAUCAAAAUCUCUGCACACUUUUAAGUGUUCAAUCUGUCUGGAGGCCUUAACCAGCCCUUCAGCUAUUCAGAGCCACAAGCUUUCAGUACAUGGCAAAGAGAAACAGCAGCAAUACACCUGUGCUCAGUGCACUAAGACAUUCUCCAGCCAGGCACAGCUUUCCAAGCAUCAGCGCACACACUCUGCUCAGCGUCCAUUCCAGUGCCUACAGUGCCACAAGGCGUUUAAGACUCAGACGGAGUUACGCAAUCACAGCCGUUCACACACAGGUGAGAAACCUUUUGUUUGCACUGACUGCGGCAAGGCAUUUAUGCAGUCCAUUUGUCUGCGUAUCCACAUGACGCAGCACAGUGGCGAGAGGCCUCACUCCUGCCCACAUUGCUCUAAGAGCUAUCCCACAUUAUCUAAGCUCAAAGUGCAUCAACGAUCGCACACAGGGGAGAAGCCUUACUUUUGCGCAGAGUGCGGGAAGAGUUUCGCUGACCCCUCUGUGUACCGCAAGCAUUGGCGCAAUCACCAAGGCCACCGCCCGUAUGAAUGCGGGCAAUGCAGUAAAACGUACACCGAGCUGAAGGACUUGAAGAACCAUGAGCGAUCGCACACGGGGGAGAAGCCUUACCUGUGCUCUGACUGUGGUAAAGCCUUCUCUUGGCCAUCCUCUUUGGCAUGCCACUUACGAAUCCAUUCUAAGAGCAAGCCAUACCAGUGUGAGCAGUGCGGCAAAGGUUUUACCCAGCUGUCCUCAUACCAGUCUCACCUCCGCACACAUUCAGGCGAAAAGCCAUUCCUUUGUCCACAGUGCGGCAAGAUGUUUUCAGAUCCCUCUAGUUUCCGCCGACACCAGAGGGCACAUCAAGGUUUCAAGCCAUACCCCUGUGACAAGUGCACCAAGAGGUUUCGGCAGCCUGCCGACCUUGCAGUGCAUCAGCGUGUGCAUUCCGGUCAGCGGCCCUACAAAUGCCAAAGCUGCGAUAAGGCUUUUGUUGCUUCUUGGGAUUUGCGGCGACACAUGCUGGUUCACACCGGGUUGCGGCCCUUCUCCUGCACCGAGUGCGGCAAGUCCUUCGCAGAACGCUCCAGUCUGAAUAAACACAGGAGGGUGCAUUCUGGGGAGCGUCCCUUCAAAUGCCUACAGUGCUUCAAGUCCUUUGUGGUGUCCUCUAAUUUGCGCAAACAUGAGAGGACACACUUAACAGAGAGGCCCUUGCAGGACCAGCCUGCCCCUGAACCUGCUCAAGUGUUUCCCCCCACCCUCCCAAAGUUCUCAUGCUCUCACUGUGAUAAGAUAUUUGGGACCUGGGAGGAAGUGCAAGCCCAUACCAGCCUUCACAUGAUCUCUCCCCCAACUGAUUCUACGGUUUCAGCUGACAAUCAGUAUGUUUGUGUGACCUGCCAUAUAGAUUUUGCACAGCUGGCUGAUCUACAAGCACAUGAGAAAAUGCACCCUAAGCCACGACCCCACAUUUGUGACAAAUGUGGCAAAGGUUUUCUGAAUAAAGCCGGGCUUCGCAAACAUCACCGCAUCCACUCGACAAGUCGGCCCCAUUGCUGCGCUGUUUGCGGAAAGGCUUUUCUCUUUGCUGCCUAUCUUCGCAAACACUUGCGCACUCAUCGCAAAACUGAACACUCAUCCUCCCUGCCACCGACGGACAUGGCACACACCCAACCCCUACCAUCCCCACCAAGUGCUGCAUCACCUUCAGCAUCUGAGCCCAAUGCACAUUCAUUGUCCGUUCCGUUGACUUCAUUUCAGGCAAUGUCAUCCCAUGUGUAUGUAAAAGAAGAGGGGCUCUGAAAUGAUUGCUGAUCAUGUCUGCUGCUUUGAAAAUCUGAAUAAUGUAAAAAAAAAAAAAGAAAUAAUAGUAAUUGCUGUUGUGUUUAUACAAUUAAGAAAAUCUUAAAACAUUUUUUUUAAAAGAGACCAAAUCUUUCAAUGCAUUAAAGGGACAAUUCACCCAAAAUGAACAUUUUGCUAUCAACUGAAAUCCUUUAAUAAUCACACAUUCGAUUUAUUUUUAAGGUAUGCUAGUAUCAUGUUGCAGUUAUGUAUCAUAGUCACAGGUGUUAUUUGAUAUGUUUAUACACUUGCUAAUAUAUUGUAAUAUCUCUAAGAAUAUUUCAGUCAAGAGACUAGAAAUCAUGACAAAUUUUAUUAGGCAUUUCUUUCCAUCAGCUGACUGAACAAAAUUGUGUACUGACAAUUUCUUAACUAGAAUGUUAACAGCGUUUUUAUUUGACUGCUUUUUGGGGUAUCAAGUCGCUGUAUGUGUGGUGGUAAAAAAUGAUGUGAGUGAUUACUUUCUGAACAUAGUAUUUUGCUUAUAUGCUAAACAGGAUAUCAGUAAACUAGUAAUCAAAUCCCCACUUGUGUCUUUCCUUGUACCUCAGUGUCUGAGUUUUUUUCUUGAUUUAUUGUGUAUGUGAUAAAA
Molecule: messenger RNA, 3510 nt
Organism: Xyrauchen texanus (razorback sucker)
Lineage: Eukaryota; Metazoa; Chordata; Actinopteri; Cypriniformes; Catostomidae
Product: zinc finger protein 668-like
Source: RefSeq, a predicted model, not a curated record